AUGGGUGAAUCAAUGGCUCUCAGAUCUUCCUCCUCUUUCGCCUCCAUCGUCGAGAAAUACCGCCCUGAUCUGACUCGGUAUGAGGAGCUUUACAAGCACUGCCAUGCCAACGGAGAACUCUCGACGCAAGAGAAAGAAACGGCCUCUUUGAUCACCCAGCAUCUCAAGAAACUCUCAGACGACCUUGACAUACGCACCGGGAUAGGCGGGCACGGCCAGAUCGCCAUCUUGAAGAAUGGUCCCGGCAAGACAAUCCUCUUACGGGCUGAUAUCGACGCCCUUCCUGUCCAGGAGAAGACUGGCCUGCCAUACGCCAGUACGAGGACGAUGCGUGAUACAGACGGACUCAUCAAGCCCGUCAUGCACGCUUGCGGACAUGAUUUCCACAUCACGUCCCUGUUGGCCGCUGCAGAGACACUCGUCGCCGCCCGGUCUACCUGGUCUGGGACCAUCGUCUUCCUCUUCCAACCUGCCGAAGAAAGAGGGUGUGGCGCCCGCGCGAUGGUGGAUGACGGGCUCUACUCUGCCGACAGACACGCCUGCCCCAUUCCUGACGUUGUGCUCGGUCAACACGUGUUUCCUCUCCAGGCCGGCAAGACAGCCACCCGGGCAGGACCAGUCAUGUCGGCGGCAGACAGUUUCAAGGUUACAAUCUACGGGAGUGGCGGGCACGGCAGCAUGCCCCAUCGCACGAUCGACCCCGUCGUCAUCGCCUCCCAUGUCGUUGUGCGCUUACAGACAAUCCGCUCUCGGGAAGUACCCCCCGACGAGACCGCCGUGGUCACCGUGGGCGCAUUGCAAGCCGGGAGUACCGAGAACGUCAUCUCCGACGAAGCCGUGCUGAAGAUCAACAUCCGCAGCGUGAGCGUCGAAUGGCGCGAUCGGGUCCUCGCCUCAGUCAGGAGAAUCAUCAAAGCCGAGUGUCUGGCGGGCGAUUGCCCCAAGGAACCUCUCAUCGAACCGACUUCUUCGUUUCCCCUAACCGUCAACGACGCCGAGGUGGCAGGCGAAAUCAACAAGUCUUUCACCGCGUACUUUGGCGAGGACAAUCAUGACCCGAACCUCAAGAACGUGCUGGGGAGUGAAGAUUUCGGCAUCCUGGGAUCUAGCAUUGGAAAACCGUACUGCUUCUGGUUCUUUGGCGGGCAUGACGCGGGCAUGUAUGAUGAGAUGGUCAAGAAGGGCGAGGAGCACAAGAUCCCCGUCAACCAUAGCCCCUUUUUUGCCCCGGUUGUACAGCCGACUUUGACGAUUGGAAUUGAUGCGUUGGUCGUGGCGGCAUUAACCUACGUGGGCAAGAGGUAA
Cladophialophora bantiana CBS 173.52 is the source of this 1305-nucleotide messenger RNA. RefSeq lists its product as uncharacterized. Lineage: Eukaryota; Fungi; Ascomycota; Eurotiomycetes; Chaetothyriales; Herpotrichiellaceae. Bases 1 to 1305 code for a protein of 434 amino acids. Gene Ontology annotation, molecular function: hydrolase activity. The record is from RefSeq and is a predicted model, not a curated record. The transcript has a single exon.